AUGAAUCCAAGUCUUCAAUCUUACAAUUUUCAAUACAGAGGAUCAUCCAACGAAGGCUGCAAAAAACGAGAUCAUUCUGUUGGACCAGUUUCCCCAUUACCAGAAGGGAUGAAUGAAAACCUUACACCUUUUACUUCGCAACAAGCUUCAGGAGAUCAAAUGAUGAUGAUGAUGAGAGAUGAUACCAUUAAACCUUCUAAUCAAUUACCUAUCGCUAAACGGACUAGAUUAGACGAAUCAAACGAUCAACCUGUCGUCCAAUUACACGUUAGAGAGGCUUCUAACUCAACUCAUGCACAAGAUUGUGGACCUGCCGAGGUUGAUCAACCGAUGCUAUCAGCAAUCCCUGCUGUUAGAAAGAACAAGAAUCGUGGCUUGAGUAUCUCAAUUCCUCCUGUUGGGCCGACUUUCCAACAUCAAGGAUUGGCUCCUUCACCAGGAGGAACGAGUACCGAGGAUCCAGUGACGCCAUUAUAUCAAAUCGUUCACACUCCUACUAUCGCACCUGGCGCACCUGGGCCAGGGAAUAUAGAUGAAAUCCGUCGAUUAGAAAGAAGUUGGGCUACUAAUAUGAGGGAAGAUGAUCAAAUCUCACCGGAUUUUCCUAACUUUCAAUUGGGUCAAGAUGGUAUGAAUCAAUCUCACGAUUUACUUCAAGCUAAUCGUCGGGAUCCAAAUGAUGGUACUUCUGCGGCUUUGAGAGAAAUGUUUGAAUUAACUGCUUCCGCUAAAACUCCUACUUUUACACCGGAAUCGUUUUCUCUUAUGUUUAAAAAAGAUGAAGAUCAUCAUGGUUCCAAUGGGAGUCAACCUUCUACUAGCUCUCAAUGA
Messenger RNA from Melampsora larici-populina 98AG31, 831 nucleotides. RefSeq lists its product as uncharacterized. The transcript has a single exon. NCBI's taxonomy places the organism in Eukaryota, Fungi, Basidiomycota, Pucciniomycetes, Pucciniales, Melampsoraceae. The coding region runs from base 1 to 831 and encodes 276 amino acids. The record is from RefSeq and is a predicted model, not a curated record.